UCUUUCCAAUUCACCGGACUUAUGAAAACCGACAAAACCCACCCUAUCAUCUUCUUGAUUCACGCUAUUGCAGUUCCCAAUGUUGGCACGGAACUCAAUAAAUGGUGGAUUGGGUUGUUAUCUUUUUCGCGUCAUCAGCUAUUAUUUUCCAUUUGGAUAGAAUACCGCCAUCAACCUCCAUAACGAUAAUCUUCAACAUUCCUAUCCUACUCACAAAAUGUGCUUCAUAUUUAUACGGACACCUAACCUCUCUACAGACCCACCGAUUACAUUUCACUUGAGGAACAACACAGAACCAAGAUGGGAUCGCUUGGGAUGUAUUCCGAAUCAGGAUUAACGAAGAAGGGUAGCAGCAGAGGCUACGACGUUCCAGAGGGAGUGGACAUUCGAGGACGCUAUGAUGAAGAAUUUGCCAAAAUUCUCAACAAGGAAGCCUUGUUGUUUGUCGCUGAUUUACAGAGAACUUUUAGAAACCACAUCAAGUAUUCGAUGGAAUGCCGCAGAGAAGCCAAGAGGCGGUAUAAUGAAGGGGGGUUACCGGGGUUUGAUCCGGCGACUAAGUAUAUAAGAGAUUCUGAGUGGACAUGUGCCCCUGUCCCCCCAGCAGUUGCUGAUCGGAGAGUGGAGAUCACCGGACCUGUGGAGCGGAAGAUGAUCAUCAACGCACUCAAUUCUGGAGCUAAAGUUUUCAUGGCGGACUUUGAAGAUGCACUGUCACCAAAUUGGGAGAAUCUGAUGAGGGGGCAAAUUAAUCUUAAGGAUGCAGUGGAUGGGACUAUAAGUUUCCAUGAUAGAGUUAGAAACAGGGUUUAUAAGCUGAAUGAUCAGACAGCCAAGCUCUUUGUCCGCCCUCGAGGUUGGCAUUUGCCAGAGGCUCAUAUCUUCAUUGACGGCGAGCCUGCAACCGGCUGUCUUGUGGAUUUUGGGCUCUAUUUUUUCCACAACCAUGCUAAUUUUCGACGCUCUCAAGGUCAAGGUUAUGGCCCUUUCUUUUACCUUCCCAAAAUGGAGCACUCCAGGGAAGCUAAAAUAUGGAACAGUGUAUUUGAGAGGGCAGAGAAGAUGGCAGGGAUAGAGAGGGGCAGCAUCAGGGCCACCGUACUAAUUGAAACACUUCCAGCAGUGUUUCAAAUGAAUGAAAUACUUUACGAGCUGAGGGAUCACUCUGUGGGAUUGAACUGUGGUAGAUGGGAUUACAUAUUCAGCUAUGUCAAGACCUUCCAGGCUCACCCAGAUCGUCUAUUACCCGAUCGGGUCCUAGUCGGUAUGACCCAACAUUUCAUGAGGAGCUAUUCUGAUCUUCUCAUCAGGACUUGUCACAGGCGUGGUGUGCAUGCCAUGGGAGGCAUGGCUGCUCAAAUUCCGAUUAGAGACGAUCCGAAGGCAAAUGAGGUAGCACUUGAGCUAGUGAGGAAGGACAAACUGAGGGAGGUAAAGGCAGGGCAUGAUGGAACAUGGGCAGCACAUCCAGGACUAAUCCCGGCUUGUAUGGAAGUCUUCACCAACAACAUGGGGAAUGCCCCCAACCAAAUUCGAUCCAUGAGACGUGACGAUGCUGCAAACUUGACCGAAGAAGAUCUCUUACAACGACCAAGAGGUGUACGUACAAUGGAAGGGCUUCGCUUGAACACCCGAGUUGGGAUUCAGUACCUAGCCGCAUGGCUAACCGGGGCUGGCUCGGUGCCUCUAUACAACCUUAUGGAAGAUGCAGCAACAGCAGAAAUUAGCAGGGUUCAAAACUGGCAAUGGCUGAAGUAUGGAGUGGAAUUGGAUGGAGAUGGGCUUGGUGUGAGAGUGAACAAGGAACUGUUUGGGAGAGUGGUGGAAGAAGAAAUGGAAAGGAUUGAAAGAGAAGUUGGGAAAGAGAGAUUCAAAAAAGGAAUGUACAAAGAAGCUUGCAAGAUGUUCACAAGGCAAUGCACAGCUCCAAAUUUGGAUGACUUUCUGACCUUAGACGCUUACAACUAUAUUGUUAUACAUCAUCCAAGGGAAUUGUCCAAGCUUUGAAAAGUGAAAACCACCACCAAAACACUUGCUUUUGCUUCCAUUCUCUUCUUGUUACUGAGAAUAACGUAUCUGUAAUGUAAGUCUGUCUUUGUCCAUUUCUUUUUCAAGCUGUGUGGUUAUUUCAAGAAAUCCAGCAAUUGCAAGCAAAUUGGAAUUCGGUACUUCUCUAUAUAUAAACCUAUAUUUUGCCUGUUAGCUUA
Cucumis sativus (cucumber) is the source of this 2207-nucleotide messenger RNA. Its product is annotated as malate synthase, glyoxysomal-like. Bases 301 to 2007 code for a protein of 568 amino acids. The record is from RefSeq and is a predicted model, not a curated record. The transcript is spliced from 4 exons. NCBI's taxonomy places the organism in Eukaryota, Viridiplantae, Streptophyta, Magnoliopsida, Cucurbitales, Cucurbitaceae. Gene Ontology annotation, biological process: glyoxylate cycle. Gene Ontology annotation, cellular component: cytoplasm. Gene Ontology annotation, molecular function: malate synthase activity.